CUUGGGCUGGGGCGGGCCUUCCAGGGUGUCCAUUGAGUAACAAAGGACCGAGGGCUUGUACUUCUCUGGUCCACUCGCGGUGCCCACUUCACCAGCAAGUCUCGGAAGAACUUUAGACGGCGUCUUAAUUAAAGGUGCUUGCUGCUGUCUGCUACAUCCCAGAAUAUGCACCCACUCAUCGCAAGUACCUCUCUCCCCUCUGGGCAGCAGGAGCCCCUCUGAAAAUGGAGAGAUAAGACCCACCUCCAGGCCCUCACGACACAAGGCUGUGCUCUGACACCCACAUCGUCCUAAUGGAUCGCAGCAGAGAGGCCGAGAUGGAGCUGAGGAGAGGACCCAGCCCACCCAGGGCUAGCAGGAACCAUGAGGUGGAUGUAGACAAGGCUGCAUGCCACAGCUGCUGCAUCUGUGGCAAGAGCUUUCCGUUCCAGAGCUCGCUGUCACAGCACAUGCGCAAGCACACGGGAGAGAAGCCCUACAAGUGUCCCUACUGUGAUCAUAGGGCUUCCCAGAAGGGCAACCUCAAGAUUCACAUCCGCAGCCACCGUACAGGGACUUUGAUUCAGGGGCACGAGCCAGAGGCAGGCGAGGCUCAGCUGGGUGAGAUGCGUGUCUCUGAGGGCCUGGAUGGGUGUGCCAGUCCUACCAAGAGCACCUCAGCCUGCAACCGCAUGCUGAACGGGGCUGUGCCGAUGGACAACAGCAAGAUCCUGCUCAGGAGCAGCCGUAAGGAGGCGGAGGGGGCGGCCGGUGCCCAGGAAGAUGCGGAGGCCAUGGUGCAGUGUUCCUUCUGUAAGAGCCGGUUUGAACGGAAGAAAGACAUGGAGCUGCACGUGCACCAGGCCCACAAGCCGUUCAAGUGCAGGCUGUGCAACUUUGUCACCUUACGGGAGGAGUCUCUGCUGAGCCACAUCGAGAGGGACCAUAUCACCGCACAGGUGCCCAACGGCGGUAGCGAGGCCUGUGUGGAGAAUGGCAAGCCCGAGCUGAGCCCCGGGGAGUUUCCAUGCGAGGUGUGUGGCCAGGCCUUCAGCCAGACCUGGUUCCUGAAGGCGCACAUGAAGAAGCACCGGGGCUCCUUCGACCACGGCUGCCACAUCUGUGGCCGGAGAUUCAAAGAGCCUUGGUUCCUCAAGAACCACAUGAAGGCCCACGGACCCAAGGCAGGGAGCAAGAACAGGCCCAAGAGUGACCUGGACCCCAUUGCCACCAUUAACAAUGUGGUGCAGGAGGAGGUCAUUGUCGCGGGCCUGUCCCUCUAUGAGGUCUGCACAAAGUGCGGGAACCUGUUUACAAACCUGGACAGCUUGAAUGCCCAUAACGCCAUACACCGCAGAGUCGAAGCCAGCCGGACACGAGCCCCGGCUGAGGAGGGGGACACGGAGGGCCCCCUGGACACCAAGCAGUUCUUCUUACAGUGCCUGAACCUGACACCAUUCGUGGCUGGUGACGUGUCCCCCAGCGGGCAGGCUGGACGGCGGGUGGCUGAGUUGGACCCCGUCAACAGUUAUCAGGCCUGGCAACUAGCCACCAGGGGCAAGGUGGCCGAGCCGGCCGAGUACCUCAAAUAUGGGACCUGGGAUGAGGCGCCGGCAGGGGAUGUCGCCUUUGACAAGGACAAGCGUGAAUAUAUACUGGUGAGCCAGGAGAAACGCAAGCGUGAACAGGACACCCCUACUACCCAGGGCCCCCCCAGGAAGAGGGCCAGUGUACCUGGGGACCCCAUGCUUUCUGGCCACCUUGACCCCCGGCCGGCCUCACGUCCCAACCGCAGGGCUGCGGCAACUACUGGCCAGGGCAAGUCCUCCGAGUGCUUCGAGUGCGGCAAGAUCUUCCGCACCUACCACCAGAUGGUGCUCCAUUCCCGUGUGCACCGCCGCGCACGCCGGGACAGGGAUCCUGAAGGGGACAGGGCAGUGCGCGCCCGCUGUGGCUCACUCAGCGAGGGGGAUUCAGCUUCCCAGCCAAGCAGCCCUGGUUCAGCCUGUGCCAUCGCUGACUCCCCAGGCUCUGGGCUGGCCGAGGAGGCGGUGGACGACAGUGGUGAAGAGGCCGUGCCUGAACCCGCACCAGGGGGCCAGCCACGGCACUGCUGUUCUUCUGGAGAGGUGGUACCCACCGUGCUCUCCAACGGAGACCAGAGUCACAAACUCGGAAAUAAUCUGCCAGAGAAAGACAUCAGCGAGCCCAAGGUGGGGAUUGCCACGCCAUCCGUGUCCAUACUUGAAAGCAGCAGCAGAGAGACUGCCAAGGGUCCCGAGCAGCAUAGAUUUUCUCUUGACUUAAAGAUGCCAGCAUUUCACCCCAAGCAGGAGGUACCCAGCACUAUUGACCGGGUAGACUUCCCUUCGAGCAUGGAAAUAUCCAGCCUGCAGCUCGCCUUGGACAGCCAGGCCGGGCAUUCAAAAGAAAAGCUGUCCGAUUUGCACAAGGAGCACUGUGGGGCAGGAAAGCGGGCGCCCGCCCCUGACUUGGUUCCGCUGGACUUGAGUAUGAAGUCGAGCCGGGAUGACCCCAGCAGUAAGGACGCAUGCUCCCUGCAGGCGGCCCUGGUCAUUCACCCGUGUCCUUACUGUAACCACAAGACCUACUACCCUGAGGUUCUGUGGAUGCACAAGCGCAUCUGGCACAGGGUCAGCUGCAGCUCUGUGGCGCCCCCUUGGACUCAGCCUAAUGGCCACAAGAGCAUUCGCAGCAGCCUGGUUUUCCUUGCUCGCAGUGGGCGCACAGGUCCUCCGCCUGCUCUUGGGGGCAAGGAGUGCCAGCCACUGCUCCUUGCUCGCUUUACCCGCACCCAGGUGCCAGGUGGGGUACCAGGAUCAAAGAGCAGCUCUUCUCCCCUUGGGGUGACCACAAAAGCCGCUAGCAUGCCUAAGAAUAAGGAGAGCCAUUCUGGGGGCCCCUGUGCUCUGUGGGCCUCCAGCCCCGAUGGAUAUCGACAGACCAGAGCUGGCCAUAGCCAGGAGCCUCCCAGCGCUGGUGUGCAGGGACCCCUGACCAAACCCAAACAGGAGACCAGCUCCAAGUUGGCACCUUCCCCAGGCAGUGGGGGCCUCAGCAGAAGUGCCACCCCCACACCCUCGGUUAUAACCCGUGUAGGUGCCCAGUCCUCAGCCAAUAGCAAGCCAGUGGAGAAACUCGGGGUCCCUGCAGUGGGGGCUGGCUUUGCCCCUCCGAAUAAGCACAGUACCCCAGACUCUUUGAAAGCCAAAUUCAGUCCUCAGCCUCAGGGUCAGCCUCCCACGAAAGGCGAAGGAGGCUCUCCUCUACCUCCCCGAGAACCCCCUGUGAAGGCGGCCCAGGAGCUGAGAACGCUAGCCACCUGUGCAGCGGGGUCCAGAGGGGACGCAGCCUUGCAGGCCCCACCUGGUGCGCCCCCCAUCUUACACUCCAUCAAGCAAGAGCCGGCAGCUGAGGGGCAGGAGAAACGCUUGGACAUCCUCAGUAUCUUUAAGACGUACAUUCCAAAGGACUUCGCCACACUCUACCAGGGCUGGGGUGUCAGCAGCCCCGGGCCUGAGCACAGAGGGGCACAGCGAACACAGGCCCGCCAGGGAGACUUUGUCUGUGUGGAGUGCGGCAAGACUUUCCACCAGCCCAGCCAACUCAGGGCCCACCUUCGGGCACACACAGUGGUGUUUGAGUGUGAUGGUCCACGAGGUUCUGAAGUUCACACAGCCUCCACGGAUGCCCCCAAACAAGGGAGAGACCAUACCAGCCCAGGGACUGUGCCAGCCGGGCCCCUCCGAAAGGGGACCUAGAGACACGCCGCCAGCGCUCGGCCCCGUGAUGGUGUUGACCGCAACCUCACGGGCGAUUGGAAGGCUCCCAGCAGUGACCAUGGCCACCUUGGAGAAGAGGAGCCAGGGUCUCCUGACCAGAUAACCUUCGACCUGGGAGCUGCUAUGCUAGAGCAGACCAAGGGAGAUGCCUCCCUUUGGUCACAAUUAGGGACAGCGAAGAUGCUAUGCCUAGAAUUCCGUGUAGCUCUUUCACACACAUGUAUGUGCUCAUAACCAUGGCCUGUGUUUCCUCAUGGUAAGCGGUGGUACUGGCAGGCACUGUGGGAGCUCAAGGCAUCGGUAUUACUUAAAGACAAGCAUGAGACACUGGAAAAAAGAUACUGGUGUGUUUUGGAUGGAGGGACAAGCUAAGCCCGGUAGGAGGGUGCUCCAAUGCUUGAAAGGACAGGUGACGCGGUCAGGACUUGGGGGCGCAGAGGCCUCUCCCUGCCUCAGUGGGUAUUCAAUAGCAGGUCAGACGGAGGGUGGUGGUCAGGAGCUGUAGGGCUUGCUGGUGCUCACGCUUGGGAAGGCAGGGCGAUGACAGACUGAGCCUCACAGUCCAGAGGUCUGGCCAUGACCCCCCCUGAGCCGCUCACAGCCCCCUCCUGCUCUGUGUUUUCACCACGUGGGCCGUGCCUGGCACAGGAAACAUGGCAGAGGUGGGAACACAUCUAAACCUACUUUGGAAAAGAGAGUUAGUUGAACACUAAGAGCAGGCGUCUUUGUUUAUUCUCAGGACCUUUUUGUAACAGGGCUCCAUUCUGCAAACUGCUCACAGGAGAAGACUAUACGUCUUACCAGAUGAAGCCACUGACUCCUCCCAGUUUGGGCCUGUUUUAGUGAUGGCAGAAGAAUCCUUGAGCAGAAUGGGGGCCCUAAAUCAUUAGGGUGCUAAUGCUCUGGAACCUUCUGCUCCCCUCCCCAUCCUAACCUCUUCCCUACACCACCCCAGCAUAUAGAUGUCUUUCCCCCUUGGGCCUGGUGACCACCAUCGGACUAGUGACAUUGUUCACAGUUGGUGGGAGGGCACCAGGCCUGAGGGUGAGGGCGGCUUUAUAUACCUCUUCCUUAGUCACGCAAGUUCACGCUUCUGCGGUGGGGUGAAGGCCCUAGCAGAGGCCCUGAGCCCACGCAGCGUGUGCGUUCGGAACUGUACUCCGCAGGUAGCAGCGUUUCCUUUCCCCGUUGCUAUGACACUGUGUGUGAUGGCGAUCCUUCUGCAAGUUCCAGAUGUUUGCACAUAUGAUUUUAUGCAUUAUCGAAAGUUACUGCUGCCUUGAAUGAAAACGUUCUGUGAAAUUUUUUGCAAAAGCUUUACUAGUUUUUUUUUAUUGUGAAAUUUUGUAAAGGCAGGAAAUGGAUUAAGACGAGCAUGCUAAAUAUAUUUUUCAAAAAAAGCAAUAAUUUUACAUGUACAGAAAUUAUCCUAACCUUUAAUAUACUGGUGAGAGCGACAGUUUACUUAACACGAUAGUGGAUCAGCGCAGUUUUUGUAGGAAAUGGGCUUCUGAUACAAAGACUUGUUCAAACACACAUGUAUACAUGAACCCUGGCGUGUGGUUUCUCUGUUCUAAUGAUCUGUUGGAUUAUUAUUAUUAUAUUAUUAUUAUUGUUAUUGUUAUUGUUAGCUAAUGUUUGAUUCUGGAUUCUACUUGUUACUGUUUUAAUUACUUGACCGUUCAGGUGACUGCGACACUUGCAAGCAAUGCAAUGUUAACUGGCUAGCAGAUACAUAUAUGCAUAUAUAUGUAUAUAUAUAAUUAUUUUUUUUACUUAUUUUUUUUCCUGAUCCUCCUACACCAGGUAUGUAUGAGAAAGGCUUGCCACGUCCGAGUGCUUGGGAAUGUUGAUGGUUCUGAGACAUUACCUUGAACAGGUUGUAGAGACACAUUCCUCUCUCCGCCUGAGGCAGCAGAGUACCUUUCUGUUAAUUCGUGUUUGAUCAUUCUGAUAGCCAUUCUGAUAGCUCUCCCCCCCACCCCCAUCGUUUCUGCAUUCUCUGGCUUUUUGUUUUCUUGGCUGAACGUGAAGGUGGCAGUUAGGAUGUGCGGGGCUGUGAUUUGGCCCCAUCUCUUUCUGUGUUUUAGUUAUUAAAAAGUUCUGUACACAAAGGGACACAAAGGUGUCGUCUGCGUUUUUACUGUGUCCGAAGCUACACUUGGCAUCGAGAGCUGGAAGGGUCUGUCUUCCAGUGGGCCUCCUUCCCAGUUGGGUUGGGGAAAGACGGGUGCAUGGGGUCCCUGCAGCUGAGUGUCUAUCUGAAGAGCAGCCAGGAGAACAGCCAAUCCCAGGAAGGCCUGGUUCUCAAAGCACAGAGAUACAGUUUUCAUGUGACCACAAGGCCGCGAGCUCCCCGCCCCCUCCUGCCCCAGCUCACAUGUGCUGGCCUGGGUGUAUGGCCUCUUUGUCCUGCUGCCCAUCAGUAUUGGACUGGUUUGUUAAUUCAUUCAUGUUCAGCUCCACCGUAGUAUUUAAUAUGAUUCGUGUUUUCUUAUUUAUUUAGCCAGUCUGUUUUGAUUUGCUCCCCCUGCGAUAAUUUCCGCAUUUCUGACUGUUACAGAGUUCCUACUACCUCUUUGAAUCUGCUGUCUCCUUGUUUCCUAACGGGAUUUUUACAGUGUUGCGUCUAAUGUACCUUAGACAAUAAAGGGUUUGAUUGUCUACACUGCAGCUGCUCUGUGUGUCUGCCCUGCCCUUCCACCCUGCGCUGUCCCUGGUCCCUGCCUUGCUCAGUCCUCCCUUGGCCUCUUUGUCUCCCCUUUCUCUUACCUCUUCUCUCACACUUCUUCCUCCUUUCAAAUGCAAAUAACAUAUGGAGUUUUUCAGAAAUCUUUUAGGUGAUUUAGUCUUUCUUAAGUCAGAGAAUGAAGAUUUAAAUUCACAAAUAAUAAAUAAAUAGUGGAUUCUAGCCAUCUCCCCUGCGGAGUUGCCCAGGGUACUUGUCCACACUUCUGCUGCCUCUUGCGAUUCUCUUCAGUCUUAGGAGGAGACAGUUCCGCCUUCCCGGCGUAGUACAAUUUCCCAGUCUAGUGGACUUUGCCUUUUUAGUUCUGACAAGUAUUUGAUAUUUUAAGAAGUUUUCCCCAAUAUUUACUUAUUUAUUUUUUAAGUCCUGAAAGACACUGGUUUCUGAAAAAUAGGUGCUCCAGGCAGCACAAGGUCACUCCAUCAAAAGAAGAGCACCAGUGUCCCGGUAGGCUGCAGGGAAGCCUCUUCUGAUUGGCUGCUGGGAGGCACCUGGCCAGGAAUCACAGGCCUUCCAGGUGCCCGUUCAGCACAGCAGGUGGCCCGUUCUACCUCCCAAAGGCUGGUGACUGGUGAUCUAUUCACCACCUUGGACCCAGGAGGUUGGCCACUCUCUGGGCAGAUCAUGCAGGUCACCCAGGGGGUGCCCUUCUCUAGGGAAGAAGCGCCCCCUGGCCUUGUGAGAGACUUUGACCAACCUCUGUAAGACAGGAGGACCCUUCCCUGCCACCACUUGCAGAGCGUGAUUUGUUUUUUAAGGCUUACCAAUCUAGCAACUUCUAAUAGCAACUUGUAUUGGCUGAGACAACAACAGCAACAAACAAAGCCCUGCUGACAAGGCCUUGUAGGACACUGGUCAUUGCUGCAAACGGCAGCACCCCGGGGACAAUGUCUUCAUGAGUGACCACCAAGCAAACUUCCUCCUUCACCAACUUCACUAACUAUUCUUUGAGGUGGUAAGACGCAGAAGACCAUAGAGUUUGUAUUUCUUUUUAAAAAUACAGUUUAUAAUGCUAUAUUUUGUACUCUUUAUAUUAGAAUUUGUAACUAGAUGGAUGUAUUUAACUAUUUCUGAGAAAAGAUUCAAUGUUACAGCUGUGUGAUAAAAGAUAUUUAGAUAAAACCUAUUCACUCUAUUGGAAUUUGAAAUAAAUAAAGACGCCUUGGAGCUGUAA
This is a messenger RNA of Myodes glareolus (Bank vole), 7705 nucleotides long. RefSeq names its product zinc finger protein 516 (gene Znf516). Gene Ontology annotation, cellular component: nucleus. Gene Ontology annotation, molecular function: DNA-binding transcription factor activity, RNA polymerase II-specific; RNA polymerase II cis-regulatory region sequence-specific DNA binding. The record is from RefSeq and is a predicted model, not a curated record. Gene Ontology annotation, biological process: regulation of DNA-templated transcription. Lineage: Eukaryota; Metazoa; Chordata; Mammalia; Rodentia; Cricetidae.